Messenger RNA from Galeopterus variegatus (Sunda flying lemur), 1564 nucleotides. It is a transcript of the gene TM7SF3, whose product is annotated as transmembrane 7 superfamily member 3. NCBI's taxonomy places the organism in Eukaryota, Metazoa, Chordata, Mammalia, Dermoptera, Cynocephalidae. The transcript has 11 exons. The record is from RefSeq and is a predicted model, not a curated record. Bases 50 to 1564 code for a protein of 504 amino acids.
CCGCCUCCCUCCCCGACCUUGGCAUUGGCCUGGCCCAGCCCAGGCAGCUAUGGGGCUCCUGCGGCUGCUGGUCCUGGCGGUGUUGGCGUCGGAGCGCGGGGUGGCUGGUGGAGCCGAGACGGUCGGAAACUCCAGCAGGGGUCUUCUUGAAUUUUCGAUGGGGAACUUUAGAUACUUCAAGCUCAACAGGCUCUUUCCAGAGGAAGCUAUUUUGCGUCACAUUUCUAGCAAUGUGACUUUUCUUAUUUUCCAAAUACACUCACAGUAUCAGAAUACAACAAUUUCUUUUUCUAAGACUUUCCUUCCCAAUAACUCGGGAACAGGCACUGACAGAGGACUGGUUUUCAUUCUUAGACCAGAGCAGAGCAUGUGCAGUUGGCACUUGGAGACUUUAGAUGCAGAGCCGGUCCAAAAUGUGGCCAUCCCACUCUCCUACUCAGAAAGAGAUCCUAUUCCUGGAGGCUGUAAUCUGGAGUUUGAUUUAGAUAUUGAUCCCAACGUUUAUGUGGAGUAUAAUUUUUUUGAAACAACUAUCAAAUUUGCCCCAGCAAACCUAGGCUAUGCAAGAGGUGCAGAUCCGCCACCAUGUGAUGUGGAGACUGGCCAGGACUCCAGGUGGCGGCUGCAGUAUGAAGUCUAUCAGUAUUUUCUGCCCGAGAAUGACCUCACUGAGGAGGUAUUGCUGAAGCAUCUGCAGAGGAUGGCCGAGGUGCCUCAGGUGAAGGCCAAUGCUGUCCAGGUGGUUACCCUAACAGCUAAUGAUAAGACAAGUGUUUCCUUCUCCUCCCUCUGGGGACAAGGUGUCAUUUAUAAUGUCAUUGUUCGGGACCCAUUUCUAAAUACAUCUGCUGCUUACGUUCCUGCUCACACAUAUGCUUGCAGCUUUAAGGCAAUGGAGGGUAAUUGUGCCUCCCCUGGAAGAGUAUCCACCAAAGUGUUCUUCACUCUUUUUGCCCUGCUUGGUCUCUUUAUUUGUUUCUUUGGACACAGAUUCUGGAAAACAGAAUUAUUCUUCAUAGGCUUUAUCUUCAUGGGAUUCUUCUUUUAUAUACUGAUUACAAGACUGACAACUCUUAAGUAUGAUGUUCGUUUGAUUCUAACAGCCGUAGCCGGAAGCAUUGGUGGAAUUUUCCUGGUAGCUGCAUGGUGGCGUUUCGGAAUCCUCCUGUUCUGCAUGUUGUGUGUUGGACUCGUGCUGGGGUUCCUCUUCUCAUCAGUGGCUUUCUUCACUCCACUGGGAAACCUAAUGAUUUUUCGUGAUGAUGGUGUUUUCUGGGUGACCUUCUCUUGUAUAGCUAUCCUCAUUCCAGUAGUUUUCAUGAGCUGCCUAAGAAUACUGAACAUACUGACUUGUGGCAUCAUUGGCUCCUAUUCGGUGGUCCUGGCCAUUGACAGAUACUUCUACACAAGCCUCUCUCACAUCACUUUGAAUGUACUCAGGCGAGCGCUCAACACGGAUUUCCGCAGAGCUUUCACAAAUGUGCCUUUUCAAACUAAUGGUAAGACUCUUGAUGCCAAAAACCAGAGUGAUAGUCAAAUGGGAGUGUUGACCUACCAAGGAUAA